AUGAACUCCCUGAAUAUCAUCACCUCUCGCGUCUCUCCGCCGCCGAGUCCGGUUGCCUCGCGAUCCAACUCCAUUGGCUCCUUGGGAUUGGCCGUCCAACCUGACAGCGACCAGCAGAGUGACGAAGGCGCAGACAAACAGGGCGACGACCAAGACGAAGAUGUUUUCCCCCUCGAAAAGACGGCUUUCGAACAGCGCAACGACGCACAUGGUGCAUUAGACCUCGCGAGCGAAGCUACGCCGCUAAUAGGGGGAGAAUCGAAAGAAGCAGGGCUGAGAUCAACUUCAUGGCACUCAUUGCCUCGGCGCAUCGCUGCCGGCUUCAUCAAUUCCCUCCGCUGGGUAUUGUCCACCCUUGCCGCCCCGGGCGUGUAUCUGAUUGCCUGCCUUUAUGACGACGCAGGGGAUUUCUCGCUCUUUUACCCAUUCAAAAGAUUAUUCGGCUUGCACAAUAGAAGCAACAAAAAGCUCGCGACAGACUUUGCUGGCUCCGUGGACGAAAAGUCGGGCCGGCAGGGUAGCGCCGGAUACGGAGGGGUUGCGUACUCAAGACCAGUGGGAUCAUCAGGUUCAUCUUCUUCAGGCAUAUCUUCAGAAUCGGACUCGGAUGCCGAUCGCCGACGCCGGGGCUCCACCGGUCGACACUCGCGUUCAAAGUCCGCAGCGGAAGAGAUUGCGCCAGCACGGAGGUCUAUUCGGAUCAAGCUACACAGUGAGGAUGCUCUUCCGCAACGAAAGCACCGAAAGACGCAGUCUGCGGCAGCACGGCCCAAGGGCAGCGGUGAAUCUGGCUCUUCCGACAUUUCCGCGCAACUGAAGUCUCCGACGUCUCCCGCAGGCGCGCUGACGCGAUAUCCAAAGACACCAGCCCCUCCUCGACCCUUGAUUCCUCGACGACAACCAUCAUACCUCAACCUCGAGCCUUCGACUGAUCCUAAGUACCAAAAGACUCUCAUUCUGGACCUCGACGAAACCCUGAUUCACAGCAUGUCCAAGGGGGGACGCAUGAGUACGGGGCAUAUGGUUGAGGUCAGAUUAAACCAGACGUACGUCGGUGCCGGAGGCCAAACAUCGAUCGGACCGCAGCAUCCCAUUCUGUACUGGGUUAACAAACGUCCACACUGCGAUGACUUCCUCCGUCGGGUUUGCAAAUGGUAUAACCUCGUCGUUUUCACGGCCUCGGUCCAGGAAUAUGCGGACCCCGUGAUAGACUGGUUAGAGGCAGAGAGAAAAUUCUUCUCGGCGCGAUACUACAGACAGCACUGCACGUUCCGACAGGGAGCCUUCAUCAAGGACCUUAGUUCCGUUGAGCCGGACUUGAGCAAGGUCAUGAUCUUGGAUAAUAGUCCACUGAGUUACAUGUUCCAUCAAGAUAACGCCAUCCCUAUUCAAGGCUGGAUUAACGACCCGACAGACAAUGAUCUCCUGCAUCUAGUGCCACUGCUCGAGGGUCUCCAGUAUGUGUCGGACGUGAGGGCGCUGCUUGCAUUGCGUGGAGGCGAAGACGGUCAGCAUAUGGCGUAG
This is a messenger RNA of Colletotrichum abscissum, 1524 nucleotides long. RefSeq names its product dullard-like phosphatase. The record is from RefSeq and is a predicted model, not a curated record. The coding region runs from base 1 to 1524 and encodes 507 amino acids. Gene Ontology annotation, molecular function: phosphoprotein phosphatase activity. NCBI's taxonomy places the organism in Eukaryota, Fungi, Ascomycota, Sordariomycetes, Glomerellales, Glomerellaceae. The transcript is spliced from 3 exons.